This is a messenger RNA of Aspergillus calidoustus, 1728 nucleotides long. NCBI's taxonomy places the organism in Eukaryota, Fungi, Ascomycota, Eurotiomycetes, Eurotiales, Aspergillaceae. The record is from the annotation of a GenBank genome assembly.
AUGGCAAGGUCUAUUGCGGGCUCUGGAGACGCACCUCCCGGGUCUCUCUCCAAUGAUCUCGAUUUAGCGACAGGCGGAUUGACAAAACGGAGUGGGAACCAGGGCGAAUUCAGCGAAAAACAUACUGUUAUCGAUAACAACGAAGAGUCGUCGCUUGAAGAGGGGUCGAAGCCGACCCAUGACCAUACACAUCGCAAGCUCAAGCCCCGACACGUUCAGCUUAUUGGUAUCGGUGGUACGAUUGGUACAGCCCUCUAUGUCCAGAUCGGUAGAGGUCUGGCAAAUGGAGGGCCUGCGAGCCUCUUCUUAGCUUUCACCAUAUGGUGUUGUGUUAUAUUAUGUAUAACCGUUUGUCUGGCUGAGAUGGUCACAUACCUGCCAAUUUCCUCGCCUUUUGUCCGCUUCGCCGGCCGGUAUGUUGACGAUGCCUUUGGGGUUGCGGCCGGCUACAAUUUCUUCGUCUUUGAAGCGGCUAUGGUGCCUUUUGAGAUUACUGCAUGCAACCUCAUCAUCCACUAUUGGAGCGAUGUAGUUCCGUUGGCAGCGAUGAUUACUAUUAUGCUUGUUCUCUUCGUGCUUUUGAACGUCUUUGCCGUCAAGUGGUACGGCGAGUCCGAGUUUUGGCUCUCUCUGAGCAAGGUGCUUCUUAGUGUGGGACUUAUUCUGUUCACGUUCAUUGCAAUGCUAGGCGGCAACCCAAAAGGUGAUCGUUUUGGGUUCCGAUACUGGCAAGAGCCUGGGGCAUUUGCAGAAUAUAACAAAAAGGGCGACCUGGGAAGAUGGUUGGGUUUCCUCGCAUGCUUGAUCCAGGCCAGUUUCACCAUUGCGGGACCCGACUACGUCUCCAUGGCCGCUGGAGAGUCGGUUGACCCCCGCGGAAACCUGCCAAGAGCAUUUAACGGCAUGUUUUAUCGUCUUACAGCAUUCUUUAUUCUGGGUACACUCUGCGUCGGCAUUCUUGUUCCCUCAAACGACCAGACGAUGGCCGAUGCCUUCAAAACCAAUGCUCCUGGUGCCGCAGCUUCCCCAUACGUGAUUGCCAUGGACCGAUUAGGGAUUCCCAUACUUCCUCACAUCGUCAAUGCCAUGAUUCUUCUGGCGGCAUUCAGUGCCGGGAACAGUUACGUUUACUGCGCCAGCAGAACCUUGUUCGGACUUGCUCUCGACGGCAAAGCCCCUCGGUUCUUCACCAAGUGCACGAAAGCCGGUGUCCCGAUCUACUGCGUAGCAGCCGUGCUUCUCAUUGCCCUCCUAGCAUUUCUACAAGUAUCCAAUAAUGCCUCGGUAGUGCUGGAUUGGUUCAUCAGCUUGGUCACCUCCUCCCAACUGAUAGAUUUCACCGUCAUCACAUUCACCUACACCCGGUGGCGCAAGGCCAGACAGGCACAGGGAAUUUCCCGCUCAUCUCUCCCGUACAAGAGUUACGGCCAGCCGUACGUCGCGUACACUGCCAUGGUAGCAACAGCCGUCAUGACCUUUGUCGGCGGCUACGAGGUCUUCCUCCCCGGGAACUGGGACGUACCAACUUUUCUGUUUUCGUACACGAUGAUCGGCGUCUUUCCGGUGCUGUACUUUGGAUGGAAGUUCCUUCAUCGCACGGAGGUUCGGAAGCCUGAGGAGGUUGAUCUUGUCACGGGGCUUGAGGAGAUUGAGGAGUAUACGCGGAACUAUGUUCCUGAACCCGCGAGCAAUAUCUUCUCCCGCUUCGGCGACUGGAUAUUCCAGUAA